UUGACACUGACAUUAGUCAUUUAUGGUCAAGUACACUGACUAUUUUUUGAUUCACCAUGAAAAUUGUUAUAAUAUUCUUAUUUUUUAUUUCAUCUUCAUCUUCAAUAGUAGAAGAAUUAUUUAAAUCAAUUUAUGGACAAUAUCUCCAACAAGGAAUUCCGUUUAGAGAAAACACAUAUUUAGGUAAUAAACCAAUAUUACGUGAGUAUGAUUUUAUUAUUGUCGGAGCCGGUCCUGGAGGUAGUGUUGUUGCAAAUCGUUUAUCUGAACAGUCUAACUGGUCAGUGCUAUUAUUAGAAGCCGGACAAGACGAGUCUAUUUACACAGAUAUACCAGUUGCAGCAGAAUACUUAGAAUCAACGGACUAUAAUUGGGGCUAUACAGCUGAGCCAGCUAAAAAUGGAUGUUUUAAUUAUGCAAAUAAUCGUUGUCCUUGGCCAAAAGGUAAAGGAAUGGGAGGAUCGUCUAUAUUAAACGGUAUGUUCUACACAAGAGGAAAAAAAGAAGAUUAUGACACAAUUUCAGAAAUGGGAAAUUUUGGUUGGGCCUACAAAGAUGUAUUGCCUUACUUUUUAAAGGCUGAAAAUAAUUCUAUACAAGAAUAUCAAAACUCAUCAUUACAUUCACAGACCGGAAACUUACACGUUGAGCGAGUAAGGUACCAUUCACCACUUGUAGAUAAGUUUAUAGAAGCAGGUGGUGAAUUGGGAUUACAAAAAAAUAUUGAUUAUACAGUAAAUCCAGAAAAUGGAAUAUCACGUUUACAAGCCACAUCACGAAAUGGACGAAGAGUGAGUGCAUCUAAAGCCUAUAUUCAGUCUGUCAAAAACCGUCAAAAUUUACACGUGGCAAUAUUUUGUAGAGUAACAAAAAUACUUAUUGAUCCAUUAUCUAAAAAAACAAUCGGAGUAGAAUUUGUAAAAAAAGGGAAAAAUAGAAGAGUAUUUGCUAAAAAAGAAGUUAUUUUAUCUGCAGGACCAAUAAAUUCACCACAAUUAUUAAUGUUAUCAGGAAUUGGACCAAAAGAACACUUAAACAAUCUUGGUAUACCAGUCAUCCAAGAUUUGCCAGUGGGGCAAAAUUUACAAGACCACUAUGGUACUUUAGCUUUGGAAUUUAUAUCAAAUCAUACGGGACCGGUAAUUAAUGAGCAAACAAUAUUAAACCCUUAUUUAUUUGAACAAUGGUUUAAAUAUGGUCGUGGACCACUUACUGUACCAUCAAGAGUAGAUGGCUUAGGUUUUGUACGAUCACCAUCAGGCAAAGAAAUUGAAAUAAUAUUGGCUCCAAUAGGGCAAACACCAGGUAGAUUUAAUAUUGCUACUUUAUUAUUACAACCAGAAGCUCGAGGGAAUGUAACUUUGAAAAGUAAAAACCCAUGGCAUCCACCUAUUAUGUCUUAUGGUUAUUAUGACAAUAUAACUGAUCUAGAAGACAAUGUAUUUGCACUUAAAUAUUCAGUCAGGUUGGUAGAAGAAACACAAGCAUUUAAAAACAUUGCAGCUAAACUAAGCCCAAUGCCACAUCCAAAAUGUAAUCAUUUAUUAUUCAAAUCUGACGAUUAUUGGAUUUGUAUAUCAAAACAUUUGACUCAUACUUAUCAUCAUCAAUGCAGUACAUGUAGGAUGGGAGAUGUUGUCAAUAAUAAAUUACAAGUAAUUGGAAUUCAAGGACUACGGGUAGUAGAUUCUUCAAUAUUUCCUCAUAUUCCAAGUGCACAUCUUUAUUCCCCAACCAUAAUGGUUGGUGAAAAAGCAGCGGAUAUGAUUCGAAGUCAUUGGUCAUAAUAAUCAAGGAGUUUAAUUAUUUCAUUUUUUUAUUUAUUAUAAGAAAAAUAGUAUUAUAUAAAUCAUAUAUAAUAUUAAAUUAUUAUUAUUAAUUAACCUUUAGUCAUAGUAAUUUAUGAGUUAAAUAAAUCAUUUGCUUUUUUUAUUUAUUUAUAAUAAAAAUUAAUAAAAUAUAAAUCAUGUCAUAUAUUUAUCA
Sipha flava (yellow sugarcane aphid) is the source of this 1983-nucleotide messenger RNA. RefSeq names its product glucose dehydrogenase [FAD, quinone]-like. The transcript has 3 exons. Gene Ontology annotation, molecular function: oxidoreductase activity, acting on CH-OH group of donors; flavin adenine dinucleotide binding. Bases 57 to 1787 code for a protein of 576 amino acids. NCBI's taxonomy places the organism in Eukaryota, Metazoa, Arthropoda, Insecta, Hemiptera, Aphididae. The record is from RefSeq and is a predicted model, not a curated record.